Tetranychus urticae (two-spotted spider mite) is the source of this 1876-nucleotide messenger RNA. The record is from RefSeq and is a predicted model, not a curated record. Lineage: Eukaryota; Metazoa; Arthropoda; Arachnida; Trombidiformes; Tetranychidae.
CGAAAGAUUUCAAUUUUUGUUGCCUCUUUGCUUCUGAAGAUAAAAUAAACUGAUAACCCAGAGUUCAUGAUUAAUUAACGAGAGAUGGCGUUUUUCAAUUGUAAAAUGAAUUAAAGUCAAGCGUACCCGACAGCCUAAUCCAAAACUGAAUCUGUUACACUUAAACAUCUUUAUUAUGAUUUUGAACUGUAAGCUUUAUUACAAUUUUGUGAUUUAAUUUAAGUUUGUGCAUUGCCCAUGGAUUCAUUAGAAACUGAUGAUCAAUUCAUAAUAGUGAAUCGAUCUAGGGAACAUCGGAUUAGUAAAAAAGUAAUUCGUAAAGUGCCUUAUUUUGAAAAGUUGUUAAGCCAUGAAUGUUUGGAAUCAAAGGAAAACAAAGUUGAACUGGAUUUCGAUGAAAAAGCUUUAAUAUUGUUUCUUAAGUGGGUUGCUUUCGAUUAUUUGUUAAUCGAAAUGAAGAAUGUAAUAAGCCUUUACAACAUGAUUGAUUAUUUUGGUGUGGACAGUAAUCUUAUCCAGGAUUGUGCUACUUAUUUUCGUGAUAAUUUUUCAAUCAGUCACCUGCCAGUUGUGAUUUCACAAGUCACUCCAACAUCUCAAUGCAUCAACUCUGGUGCUCUCGAUGCUUUCAUCUGUCGCCAUUUCUUGAAGAUUGCAAAAUCAAAAGCUUGGUUAAACUAUCCUAUUGAAACCAUUGAGUAUAUUUGUGCCUUGGAUCUAGUGAUUCAUUCAGAAAUGCAAGUUUUCAAUGCGAUCAUGAGAUGGAUCGAUUACGAGGCUGAAUCCAGCAAGAUCCAUCUUGAAAGAUUAUUGAAGUUAAUCCGAUGGUGCCAUUUGAGUCGUAAAGAUUUGUCUAAGAUAAAGGAAAACGAUUGCGUCAAGUCUUCCAACUUUGAACCGAUAUUUUGCACGCCUGUUCAAUGCAAUGGUUAUUGCACCUUAAACCGAAUCAAUCAAUAUUAUUAUGUCCUGAUCGAGGAACUGGAUGGUACAGAUUUGCAAAUCAAAGUGCUGACCAAAAAUUUUAUGCCAUUUAUCAAACGAGUCAUUAAACUAGAUGAAUCAAUGCCUUUGAAUCUUCUGCACAAUGACCAUGUUUGUGAUAUAGUUUUUGAUUCGGGAAGGAAGAUGAUUCGUGUUGAUUGGAAUCAAAAUAAGUACCGAUUGAUUGGUUUGGAGGAACUCAAAUCUCAUACUUUUAAAAUCCGUAAAUGUAUACCUGAAAAGAAAUAUGACGAACUCUAUGAUUUGCAUGUGAACCUUAGCCGUUAUUAUCCUCAAGGUUCACUUCUUGACCUAAAUGGAGAGUUUCUUUUGAUUUCUACUAAUAGUGAGAAAAUGUUUUGCUGUCUUUCACCAAGUGAUGCAAGGAUUGAAAGAUUCUACCAUGGUUCUCAUUGCGAAUAUCUGGCAACUGUUUUGGAUAAUAAAAUUUACAUUAUGACUUCCAGUCAUGAAUUAUUCGAGUUCAACAUUGACAGUGGAAAGACCCAGAAAUUCACGCGUAAAGGUGAAGCGGAAUUUCGUGAUUUAUUUUUAAUUUCCAAGCCAGAGCAGGAUAAAAUUAUGUUGAUAGACAAAUCCAAAGAAAUUGUUGACUGUUUCAAUGUCAGGACUAAAGAAUGGAGUCCAUUUGGUAUUAUGGUCAAUAACUUUACCUCUACUGGUAAUCAAAGGAAGCUCAACAAGCUGUUAACUUUUACCUCUGCCUUUUUACCGAUAAACACUAUUAGAUCUUGCAUAAAGCGUGAGCGCAAACCAGUGGAAUAAUGAUGAUUUUGCUAAUUUCAUCGAAAAAUAAUUAAACUGAAUUGUGAAUGCAUUUAAUUCAAUCAUCUUCUGCUACAAAGAAGUUCUCAUAUUCAUUAAACUUAUC